Molecule: messenger RNA, 16112 nt
Organism: Monosiga brevicollis MX1
Lineage: Eukaryota; Choanoflagellata; Craspedida; Salpingoecidae
Gene: MBCDH5
Exons: 4
Coding region: 1-15954 (5317 amino acids)
Biological process (GO): homophilic cell-cell adhesion
Cellular component (GO): plasma membrane
Molecular function (GO): calcium ion binding
Source: RefSeq, a predicted model, not a curated record
AUGCGCUCAUAUCAGCAGCCCAAGUGGCUGCUGGCGCUGCUGAUUGGAGUCAUUGCGCUUGCUGGUGUUGAGGCGGCAUCCUUUCGCUCCAGCAAGUUUACAGUAUUUGUCCUGGAAAAUGCUACAGUGGGAGCCUCGGUCGGUACCUACACGCUGGACAAUACCAAUGGUGACAUCUACACUUUUGCGUUUAGCUCCACCCCACCGUGCCCCUUGCAAGUGGCCACCACUACCCCUCAAGUGAGCCUGGCUCAGACCCUGGAUCGUGAGACCCUGGCUGAUUACGAGUGCGAGCUUGUUGCCACCUCGGGCUCAAAUACUGCAAGCACUCGCAUUUUCGUCAAGGUAUCUGAUGUAAACGACAAUGCCCCAGUCUUCAAUCAAUCUUCUUAUACAUGGCAAAUCAGCGAGAACACGGAUACUCCGACCUUCACGGCAAUAGCCGCAACUGACAUUGACCAGGUCAUCAUCACCAUCGACCCUGCCACAACCCAGGAAUCCUAUGAGGUUGCUAAUGGUGUGGUCAGGUACGCCCUGGUCAAUGGAACCGACGUUUUCGCCAUUGACGAAGAAACCGCCGAGAUCACCAUGUUACAACCCCUGGACCGCGAAGCGUUCCCUGUCUUCGUGCUGAUGGUGGAGGCGCAUGACCUCGGUAGCCCACGACAAUCAGUGACACGACCCUUGACCAUCACGGUGACGGACGUCAAUGACAAUGCACCAGAAUUCUCGGAGAGUGCCUAUUCGCUCAACGUCUCCGAGCUGGUCACGGCCAACACAGCCCUCCUCACCAUGGGCGCCUCCGACGCGGAUGCCGGCAACAACGCCGCCAUCACCUUUUCCAUCAGCAGCCUUGCCCGGGUCGGGGCCAACUCGGCAAUCCAGCCUUUGGCGUUGGCUUCCGAGUGGCCUUUUACGGUGGACCCCAGCUCUGGCAUGCUGAGCGUGUCUGAGAAUGCCAGCAUUGCCUCUGCGGCGGUGUUUGACUACGAUAGCGGGGUACAUGGUUACGUGCUACAAGUGACGGCCACAGACGCAGGCGCAUCUCCCCUCAGCUCAUCUGUGCCUGUGUAUGUGACCUUGGUGGAUGUUAACGACAACACACCUUCCUUUGCGCAGAGCACAUAUGAGCUCAGUGUGCCAGAGAACACGGAGGGCAACCUGCUCCAGCUCACAGCCACUGAUGCGGAUGCGGGUGAGCUGACAGCGCGGAUUGCGUACCGCCUGCUACACGUCUAUCGCGGGACAGAGGUUAAUGCGUCUGCAGAUGUGGUGGGAAGCGCAGCGUGUCCGUUUGCCGUUGUGGCCGAGUCGGGACUGUUGCGUACCAGCAACACGAGUAUCCUGGACCGCGAGGAUGAAGCAAACUAUAUUUUGGUCGUGGAGGCCAGCAAUGACGAGGUGUCACCCAUGCUUUCAAACACUACGACGGUGCUGUUGACCCUAGACGACGUCAACGACAACGCGCCAGAGUUGGAAACGCCACCCCCGGUCAGCUGGAACGUGCGAGAAGAUGCCACAGACAUUGAGCUAUUGAGCCAGAUGGUGGUUCUGGAUCAGGACAGUGGUGUCAAUGCACGCGUCGACAUUGGCUUUGUGGGCAACAGUAGCGACGAGACGCUGUUUCGCAUUGAUGAUGGCACAGAUCUGGUAUCUUUGGGCGCAAGCAACGCCACGCUCGUGGCGGUGGGACCCUUUGAUUACGAAGCAGCAACCGUACAUCGAGUCUGGCUCCACGUGGUUGAUCAAGGGUCCCCCGUGUUGGACCGGGUGUAUGCACUUGAGGUUUGGGUUUCUGAUGUGAACGACAACGCCCCGAGCUUUGACACCGGGAGCCAGGAGGUUGAAGUCACGCUGGGCGAGGAUGCUGUCAUCGGCACGCCCGUGGCAGUGCUUGCAGCGAGCGAUGUGGAUACUGUCUCGGCUAGUCAGCUACAGUUUGCUAUCGAGUUUGUUAUGGUGGCCGAUGCCAGUGCCUUGCAAGGCAAUGGGCUGGGCCCCGUUGAACUGAACGCAUCCAGUGCAUCUCAAUGGCCGUUUAUGAUCAAUGCCACCACCGGGGCAAUGGUGACCACGCAGCCGCUUGAUUACGAAGCAGCCACGUCGUACAAUGUGAGCAUUCUGGUGUAUGACAACUGCACGUCUCAGCUUGAUGCGUUGGCGGACGCUGGUGCACAUGAGGCAGCAUGUACGGCCGGAUUUUCUAGUCGGGCGUGGGUGCGAGUUGCUGUGACAGAUGUGAAUGAGCAUGCUCCCGAGUUUGUUGGGUCGGUACCAUCGCCGAGUCUGGCCGAGGAUGCUACGACGGGGACUGUGGUCACGACGGUGGCUGCCACGGACGGAGAUGGUUCGUUGGAGUAUGGUACGGUGGUGUAUAGUGUCGGUUUGGGUAUGUCCACGCUGUUUGCGGUAGAUGAAACAACGGGCGAGGUCACGCUGAUUGGCAUGCUUGAUGCGGAGACAUCUACGGUUGAGGCAUUGGAGGUGGUGGCGUGCGACACGGCCGUUGACGUGACAGAGCAGCGCUGCACCUCCCGCUACAUCAACGUCUCCGUUACCGAUGUCAACGACAAUCCUCCCUUGCUUGUUGGCAAUGCCACCCAGACCAUCUCGAUUUCUGAAGCGACCUUCGUGGGCACAUCUCUUCUCCACUUGAAUGUAACUGAUGCAGAUGUUACCUCCUCGUUUCGAGACGUUGCGUUUCACACCAACUCAAGCGUCAUUGAUCUCAAUGGCUCAACAAUCGUCCUUGCGCAAGUGCUCGAUCGCGAGGUGCUGGAUGAGGUUGUUGCAUUUGUAUCCGUGAGCAACGUAGCCGCUCUUUCAGCCUCCACACCGCCUUAUUUGGCUGUAUUUCGGCUUACUAUCCUCGUUCAAGACGUGAACGACAAUGCUCCUAUUUUUUAUGCACCCUCCAAUGUGUCCUUGCCAGAGAAUGCAAAGGUUGGAAGGCGCGUUGCCUUGCUGAACGCCACAGAUACUGAUCUGGAAUCAGAACUUAUAUUCACAAGUCAAAGCGGGACACCCUUUGUUGUUUCUUCCAACGGCACAGUCAGCUUGGAUAGCUCCCUCGACUUUGAAGCUCAACAAUCGUGGAGCCUGAACAUUACCGUCUCCGAUGGUGCUUUCUCCCAGUCACAAACACUGUUUGUUCUUGUGGAGGACAUCAAUGACAAUGCUCCCGAGCCAAGCUGGAGCACAGGCAACGUUUCUGUUUUCGAAAACAAUGCUUCGUUUCCACUGCCCUCGUGCAGCGCUACGGACGCGGACGCUGGUGUUAAUGGGCUUGUCAGCUACAGCGUGAACAGUAACCCCUACUUUAGUAUCAACACCGUGACAGGCGAACUGACCUUGUUACAACCCUUUGACUUUGAGACUGUCCAAAGCUUUGAGCUUAUUUGCAACGCUAGUGAUCAAGGCGAGCCUAUUUUGUGGCACGCGACCAGCAUCUUUUUCACCAUCGUUGACCAAAACGACAACAGCCCUGUGUGCAAUACUUCGAGCCCCUAUUCUGUUUCAGAGAAUGUGCCUGCUAACACAACAUUUGCAACAGUGCUUCCGUACGACUUGGACACGGUGCACUCGUCAACAUUUGAAUUUGAGCAAUGUAGCAUGAACACCUGGGUUGGCAUCACGGACGAUGGGCAAUUGUUUGCCAAGGAACAGGUCAAGAUGGUUCAAAAUGAGCGCACUGGUUUGAUGGAAGAAGUACGCUACUUCUUGGAUCGUGAAACCACUCCUGAGCUGAGCUUUUGCUUCUGGGUGCGCGAUGCCAGCAGUACACCCCUUUCCACGAUGUGCAACGUGACAAUCAACGUGCUCGAUGUCAAUGAUGAAACCCCUUCGUUUACCAAUGCCAGUUUCGCUUUCUCAAUCGUCGAAGAGCAGGUUAACGCAACAAUCGUUCUCCCACCAGCCACGGAUGCAGAUGCUGGGAACAACAGUGUCCUAACUUACUCAUUAUUGGGCGCUCUGGCACCUUCCUUCACGCUCGACAACGGCACGCUUGUUGCCACCACUCCCUUGGAUCGUGAAACACACGACAGCUUCGAGCUUGUGCUCAAGGCCUGUGACCAUGGCACCGUGCCUCGAUGUGGUAACACGACGUUACUAAUCACUGUGACGGACAUCAACGAUGACAUACCCACGUUUGCGUCGCAAGUGUAUGAUAUUGCACUGAAUGACAACAUGGUGGUCGGCACUCAGGUCGCGCACGUGAGCGCGACUGACGCAGAUGCGGGGUUGAAUGGUGAAUUUGAAUUUCGUGUGGCCGACAAUCCAUUUUUGGCAGUGAAUGCUAGCACCGGUGCAAUAGUGCUGGUUGCAUUGCCAGCCAACAACUCGGAAUUUCGGUUUGGCGUCUCCGUGCUUGAUCAUGGAACGCCGUCUCUGCACAGCAAUGCCACCUUGGUGGUUCGUCUGACGAGGUUCACGGAAUUGGAGAUUGUGCUGACGGUGUCAGAGGUGGCUGCCAAUCAAUCAGCCGUCCUGAAUGUGUCACACUUGUUGCUGACACCAGACGUGGUUUACGAUUUUCGCUUGAGCGGAUCGAGUGACUUUGUCCUCGACGACCGCUUGCUCUUGGUCAACGCCGAACUUGAUUUCCGAGCAAAAAGUUCCUACAACAUGACUCUUGCCAUCUGGGAGCUAGGGUCGCAGGUCGACUACCUCGCAGUCUACGUGGAUCUGAGCAACGUGAAUGAAGCACCGGUCUUUUCUGAUGGCAAUCGGGAGGUGUUUGUGGAAGAAGACACCAGUGCAGAUAUCCCUUUGACAAUCAUCCAUGUCACGGACCAGGAUCGUGGUGUCGAUGGCAAAGUUGACUUUUCACUUUCCGGAGCUGAUGUUGCCUACUUUUACCUCCAAGCGAUUAACGACACAAGCGCGUUCUUGUUUGCCAAUGCAUCAUUCGAUCGUGAGACGCGUGGCAGUUAUUCCCUUGAGGUUGAAGCGCGCGAUCAAGCACUCACACCCCUAGCUGAUCAUCAAACAAUCUCCGUGACCGUGACGGAUCUGAAUGACAAUGCACCCGUGUUCAAUCAAUCAGAAUACAGCGCCUCAGUGCCUGAGAACGUUGCCGGAAACGUGCUGGUCCAGAUCUCCGUGACGGAUGCCGACCAGGUUGUGACUGAGUUUGACGCUGAGACGCAGACGACAAACGUUCUCAUUGGCAAUGGACUUGUCACACUAAUGGUGGUACAGGGACCCUGCAAUGUGACUGCAAGCGGCGUUGUGGCUCUGAUCGAGAAACUUGACUAUGAAGUGGCGCCUGUGCAAACGUGUGUCAUUCGCGCCACUGACCAAGGCGUGCCAUCAAAGUCAUCUGAGGCGAAUGUGACCAUCACGGUGACGGACGUCAAUGACAAUGCACCAGAAUUCUCGGAGAGUGCCUAUUCGCUCAACGUCUCCGAGCUGGUCACGGCCAACACAGCCCUCCUCACCAUGGGCGCCUCCGACGCGGAUGCCGGCAACAACGCCGCCAUCACCUUUUCCAUCAGCAGCCUUGCCCGGGUCGGGGCCAACUCGGCAAUCCAGCCUUUGGCGUUGGCUUCCGAGUGGCCUUUUACGGUGGACCCCAGCUCUGGCAUGCUGAGCGUGUCUGAGAAUGCCAGCAUUGCCUCUGCGGCGGUGUUUGACUACGAUAGCGGGGUACAUGGUUACGUGCUACAAGUGACGGCCACAGACGCAGGCGCAUCUCCCCUCAGCUCAUCUGUGCCUGUGUAUGUGACCUUGGUGGAUGUUAACGACAACACACCUUCCUUUGCGCAGAGCACAUAUGAGCUCAGUGUGCCAGAGAACACGGAGGGCAACCUGCUCCAGCUCACAGCCACUGAUGCGGAUGCGGGUGAGCUGACAGCGCGGAUUGCGUACCGCCUGCUACACGUCUAUCGCGGGACAGAGGUUAAUGCGUCUGCAGAUGUGGUGGGAAGCGCAGCGUGUCCGUUUGCCGUUGUGGCCGAGUCGGGACUGUUGCGUACCAGCAACACGAGUAUCCUGGACCGCGAGGAUGAAGCAAACUAUAUUUUGGUCGUGGAGGCCAGCAAUGACGAGGUGUCACCCAUGCUUUCAAACACUACGACGGUGCUGUUGACCCUAGACGACGUCAACGACAACGCGCCAGAGUUGGAAACGCCACCCCCGGUCAGCUGGAACGUGCGAGAAGAUGCCACAGACAUUGAGCUAUUGAGCCAGAUGGUGGUUCUGGAUCAGGACAGUGGUGUCAAUGCACGCGUCGACAUUGGCUUUGUGGGCAACAGUAGCGACGAGACGCUGUUUCGCAUUGAUGAUGGCACAGAUCUGGUAUCUUUGGGCGCAAGCAACGCCACGCUCGUGGCGGUGGGACCCUUUGAUUACGAAGCAGCAACCGUACAUCGAGUCUGGCUCCACGUGGUUGAUCAAGGGUCCCCCGUGUUGGACCGGGUGUAUGCACUUGAGGUUUGGGUUUCUGAUGUGAACGACAACGCCCCGAGCUUUGACACCGGGAGCCAGGAGGUUGAAGUCACGCUGGGCGAGGAUGCUGUCAUCGGCACGCCCGUGGCAGUGCUUGCAGCGAGCGAUGUGGAUACUGUCUCGGCUAGUCAGCUACAGUUUGCUAUCGAGUUUGUUAUGGUGGCCGAUGCCAGUGCCUUGCAAGGCAAUGGGCUGGGCCCCGUUGAACUGAACGCAUCCAGUGCAUCUCAAUGGCCGUUUAUGAUCAAUGCCACCACCGGGGCAAUGGUGACCACGCAGCCGCUUGAUUACGAAGCAGCCACGUCGUACAAUGUGAGCAUUCUGGUGUAUGACAACUGCACGUCUCAGCUUGAUGCGUUGGCGGACGCUGGUGCACAUGAGGCAGCAUGUACGGCCGGAUUUUCUAGUCGGGCGUGGGUGCGAGUUGCUGUGACAGAUGUGAAUGAGCAUGCUCCCGAGUUUGUUGGGUCGGUACCAUCGCCGAGUCUGGCCGAGGAUGCUACGACGGGGACUGUGGUCACGACGGUGGCUGCCACGGACGGAGAUGGUUCGUUGGAGUAUGGUACGGUGGUGUAUAGUGUCGGUUUGGGUAUGUCCACGCUGUUUGCGGUAGAUGAAACAACGGGCGAGGUCACGCUGAUUGGCAUGCUUGAUGCGGAGACAUCUACGGUUGAGGCAUUGGAGGUGGUGGCGUGCGACACGGCCGUUGACGUGACAGAGCAGCGCUGCACCUCCCGCUACAUCAACGUCUCCGUUACCGAUGUCAACGACAAUCCUCCAGAGCUAUCUCUUUCCGCCUCGGCCUUUGUUGUCAACGAAAACCAGCUGGUUCCGAAACUCUUGUCUGCUGUCACCUUCAGUGAUGCGGACGUCGGCUUUGAUGCAUCAAACGUUUGGAUCAAUAUCAGUAGUGGCAGCGCUUGUCACAUCAACAAUUCUGGCCUGUGGCUUGUUGAAUCAUUGGACUAUGAAACUGCAACUGCAACUCACUGUACUCUGCAGUAUGGAAAUGUGGCGCAGCCAUUUUUUGUGCAAUUCAUGGACAUCUUGGUCAACGUCACCAAUUUGAACGACAAUGCCCCACAAUUUAUGCUCUCGCCCUCCUCCGUUGCGGUGGCCGAGAACGCAACGGUCAAUACGCUUCUCUCGGGAUUCAACUUUUCUGAUGCCGAUGGGGAUAUGGUGAGCGUGCAAGUCAUCAGCGGAUCUGACAUCUGCUCCGUGUCCACCCAGACGCAAGAAGGCACAAUUCGUCUUGCAGCACCACUCGAUCGCGAGACCCUUGACCAGCACAUUUGUGUCAUUGAGUUCACUGAUGGCGUUUAUGCUGGAACCGAGACCCUGCUGCUGAAUGUGACUGACAUCAAUGACAACCGCCCCCAAUUUGACAAUGAAACAUUGUUGUGGGCAGUGAAGGAGGAAACUUCCUCAGAGGUGUUGACCCUUCAAAUUUUUGAUGCUGACUUGAACUCUAAUGUUACAGUGUCUUGUGUGGCGGGUCCUGCGUGUUCAGCAGUUACAGUGGCAUCAGAGCCCUGGCAACUCACGCUCAAGGAAAGCUUGGACUUUGAAGCUCUCAAUGAAACGACACUGUUCGGGCUGCUUGUGGCAUCAGACGGCGUGUGGCAGACAAACGCAUCCCUUGAGAUCACGGUUCAGGAUGUGAAUGAUAAUGCGCCCUUGUUCGAGGCGUUGCAAUUUAACGUUACUAUCCCUGAGAAUCAGGCCGUGGGAUCGGCUCUGCUCGAGGUUCAAGUCACGGAUGCAGAUUCAUUUCCGUACAAUACCAGUACUCUCGAGGUGGUUUCCCAUGACGUACCUUUUGCUGUUGCACCAAAUGGCACGUUUUACCUAGCUCGUGCCGUCGAUUAUGAAGUGCAAGACUCGUACACUGUGUUAUUACGCGCGACAGAUGAUCUCAAUGCAACGUUGACCUCCGGUACAGAGAUUUACGUGGUGCUUACCGACAUCAAUGACAAUGCGCCGAGCGUUGCUCUGAGCUUGGAUGACCUCUACAUCUUUGAGAAUAUCAGUGUUGACACACGGGUGGGUCACAUCAGUAUCGUGGAUGCGGACUCUCAUGCCGUCAACCACAAUAAUCUUGCUCUGUCAGAUUCAUGCGGUGCCUUUGCUCUAAAUGGCACGGAAGUCAUCGUGCAAGCACCACUUGAUCACGAACAAUAUCAGUCCUGCAACAUCACGGCCACGGUUACAGAUGCGACUUUUGAGGCGGCAUUCAGCGCCUCUGAUGAAGCUCAGCUAUGGGUGAUCAACGUCAACGAUUUUGUGCCCGUCUUUGUGGACAACACAACCGUUAAUCUGACUGUCCCAGAGAAUCAAACCGUAAACAGCAGUCUUCUACUCGUCCCGGUAUAUGACGGUGAUGCCAGCCCCUACAAUGAGGUUGACAUCACAAUUCUCAACAACGCUGAUGGCAAGUUUGCCAUUCAAAACCAGACGCUGGUCUUGGUGCAACCGCUUGAUUACGAAAGCGGGGAUCGGGAAUAUCCACUGUUGCUGAAAGCUACUGACAUGCAAAGCCUCUUGUUUGCCCUCAAGGUGGUCAACGUCGUUGUCUUGGAUGUCAACGAUAAUCCCCCGAUCAUUACCGGACCAGAUGCGCUCUCUGUUGCUGAGAAUACCAUGGGUCAAGCCUUGGCAGAAUACCACAUUGCGAGCGGUGAUUCAGUCGAUAGCCUUGCUGUUUCUGUCGAAGCCGAUAUUCGAGGCCUAUUUUCAAUCUCGUUCAGUGGUUCUGGUUGGAGCUUGGCGCUGGAACAGAUCCUGGACUUUGAAAAUCAAACCUCCCACCCUGUCACCAUCCACACCUGUGACGGGUUGUUUUGCACUAAUCUUUCCAUUGUAAUUGCCGUCGAAGACGUCAACGACAAGUUUCCCAUGGUGACUUCCAACACAACGCUGAGCGUUUCUGAACAUGCCACAACAGGAUUGCUCGUGACACUAAGCUAUGCCGAUGAAGACGGUUCCUGGCCUAUGCAAAACUCAACAUUUAGCUUGCUUGACAUCGGCGUUCCAUUUGUGCUCCAGUCCGACGGCUCCUUGUGGCUGACAGGCGCGUUGGAUCGUGAGACUACAGCAUCCUAUGCAUUGACCGGGCGGGUUGCAAAUGUCGAUCACUCUGCAAUGUUUUAUACCGACUUCCCUCUCGUGAUCAACGUCGCGGAUGUGAACGACAAUGCCCCAGUUUGCGUGGGCGUCCCCACGUUUUUUUCGCUUUCGGAGGCUCUUCCUCAAAGGUCGCUCAUUGCACAGCUGAGCUGCAGCGACGCAGACGUUGGCGCCAAUGGGCAACUGACAUAUCGCUUUGAAGAAGCCAUUUCGCCUCUGGCAGUCUCUGCAACAGGCGCCCUAACCACUACGGCGUUUUUGGAUCACGAGAUAGCUCCGACGUUUGAGGUCAAGCUAUGGGUUGUUGAUGGUGGGACACCGGCCUUGUCAUACUCUGCGAAUAUUCGCAUCAACGUCACCAACGUGAACGACAAUCCGCCUGUUCUGGCUGCUAGCCUCUUUAAUGCCCGCAUUUUGGAGAACAACUUGCCUGGCCAAACUGUCCUCAACCUGUCCGCAACGGAUCGGGAUGGUGAUUCCCUGGUCUUCAACGUGCUCAAUUCAGAGUUGUUUCAAGUGACUGAAACAGGGACAAUUUCAGCUAUGGAGUCGCUGGAUCGAGAGCUGGAAGACUCGUACUCUCUUCAAGUGACCGUGUUUGAUGGACUCUACACGGCAGCAGCCACCGUCAUUGUUGUGGUUGAUGAUGAGAACGACAAUGCCCCACGCAUCUUGCACACUGAGGUGUUUAUCAGUCCUGCCGGUGCUUUGGCAGCGUUCAUGUACCCGAUGCACUACUCUGACGCUGACGCCAACGAUAACAUUUCGGUGUCGUUUUUGGAUGAGCUCGGGAUUUGGACCUUGUCAGACGAGGGCGUGUUGUUUUUGAGUUCCUGGGCGAGCCCAUUGCUCAUAGCCAAGGAUAACAUCACGCUUGUUGUUGAGGACGGGGUGCAUACAACGUCGGAGAAUCUGUCUGUACUCCUGUCGGCGCACGUCUGGGUUGUGCUUUGCCGGGGCAGUAACUUUUCUGCGCUGAACAGCACGUCGGUGCAGUAUGGCUUUGCCGCCUCAGACACUGCCUUUGACUUCAACUUUACAGUGCUGGCCAUACCUUGGCUUCAGGAUAGCAAUUUGACAGCGUUCCUCGCUCAGGAGCCCAUGGCCAGCAGCUUGGAUCCUGCUGCCGUGUUACAGGCGCGCCGACUAGAUAAUGUAACCGCUGCUCUAUGGCACGAUGCAAGCCUAUUGGGGCAACUUUUUACACCUCUACCCACGUCAAAGCCCAUGUAUAUACCAACUGCUGCGCUCAACAUGAGUGCAGUUGUCACCGACUACAGCUUUUGUGGUUUUUGCAAUCGGAGCUCACCUUGGCGGGAUCCCAAGGAUGUGUUGGAGUCUGAUGAGAGCCUGACAGUGGUUGCACUAGUGAUGCCAGCGGAGCUGGCGCGUAAACUCAUCUAUUCCCAACGUUGCAAUACAGGUUUUGUCGAAGUGCUGGACCAUCCGAUAUUCCUCGCAGAAGCAGACGAUCAAGAGUGUGGGUGGAGCAACAACGAUGGUGACUCGGUGGGGGCGCUCGUGGCGCGUGGUGCCCGGGAUAUCAAUGUCGAAGAUGAGCUGGGAAUGGCCAUCGCAGUCAUGCCUAAUGUCUCCAAGUUUGGUGUGUGGCAGUAUCAAGUGGCGGAAAGUGCUUGUUGGUACAACGUGCCACCGGUUACGCUUGCAACAUUUUUCCUCUUGCCAGCCGCUGCCCGGCUCCGUUUUGCUCCAAAGCCUUUUGCAACAUGGACCGAGGACAUGACCCUGAUUGCUCACGCCUGGGACAUGCAGUGUGGUGGAAACACGACAGCCGCGGUGGAGUCAAGCAGUGUUGUAAUGUGCAUUUCGGCAGACCCGUUGACCGUGCGUGCCGUCCCUCGAGCGCCAGUGACAGGAGCUGAACUUGCAGUGGGCUGCGAUGCGCAGCCAUUCUCAUCUACCACAGCUGAUGGCUGCGGUGUUUGCAAUGGUGGCAACAAGGCCCUUGACUGUGCCGGCACUUGCUUUGGUGCAGCCUUUGUCAAUGACUGUAGUCUUUGCGUUGUUCCCGAGAACAGCACAGCUGGCCAGGACUGCCACGGCACGUGCAACGGUACUGCUGUCCUGGAUGCCUGUGGAGCAUGUGCUGGAGGGACAACGGGGCUGGAGAUGAACGCGGAUCAAGAUUGUGCGGGCACUUGUUUUGGUGCCAUGUACAUUGACGAGUGCGGACUGUGUGUGUCUCCCGGCUCCCCUUCGUACCUUGACUGUGCUGGGGUGUGCUUUGGAGACCAUGUGCUGGAUGAAUGCGGAAACUGUAGCGCACCUGGUAUUCCGGCGCCAGCCCGAGAUGCAUGUGGCGUGUGCCAUGGCCACAACGAAACCUGUCUCGGCUGCGAUGGCUUGCUGACAGGAGCCAUGCCAGACAACUGCAACCAAUGUGGCGGUAGUAACAACACCUGCUCCAAACUGGUGCGUCUAAAUCCUACAUUUGCCUCAAUGAACGGAAGGACAGCCAUCAGCGUGGAGGGGGCAGGCUUUGUGGCAGGGGCCACUCAAUGUAUUAUCGAGACCAUCGUCAACCAGCGCGUAGUCCAGCGUCUGGUUGCAAUGACAGUGACGAAUGCCGGUUUUGGUGUGUGCACGAGUCCAGUUUAUGCGUACGCCCAAACCUUUGCGCUCUACGUUGCGGUGAAUGGCGGGCAGCGCUAUGGCGGGCUUGCGCUUUCGGUCUACAAUGCCUCACGCGUGACCAUGGCUACCAGCACAAGCUUGUAUCGUAUCUAUGAUGCAGCCCCAGUGGUCUUGACGGCGACCAACCUGCCCCUGGCCACGAAUGGCGCGUGCUUUCACAAAGACCAGCGUGUCGGCGAUUUAGAAGUGGUCAACAGCAGUUAUGCUCGGUGUCAUUUGGACGACAGUGUCCCACCCGGCGUCGGGCUUUUGAGCGUGUCGCCAACGGGUCGAUUGGGUGAUGCACUUGCAAUCCACGCCAACUUUCGCGUUGAGAGCGCCGCACCCAUUUGUGUGAGGGCCACAUUGGACGUUCAGCGACGUACUUUGCGACUCGAGUUUGACCGCGCCGUUGUAUUGCUUGGAGACUGCUCAGCAGCUCUGGUGGAGGCACAGGGCUCUCUCACCAUUGUGGCGUGCUUGAACGGAGGUGUUGCUGCUCCUUCAACAUCUUCUCUCCUCUUCAAUGUCAAAAUGAAGGGAAGCAGCGUUGCUGCUCGCCUUUUCUUGCGGCCCGGUGCAGUAGCAGAUCGUGGCUCUCUCGCCUCGCGCACGGCAUUUGGGUUUGUGCCACUGCAGGUGAUUACGUCCAGCAUCACCUACACGCUGAGCGGACCAUCGGAGCUGGGGGCCUGCUCAACGCCGGCCAAUUUCCGCGUGCACACGACCGCCGUUGGUUGUGUGACCAAAUGGGAUGUCAGUUCGCCGCACUUAGAUCGUGCGACGGCCGCACAGCUGCAGCGCUCGCUACGUCUAACCACAGGUGACGAGUUGAACGUACAGGCGCUUGGUCUUUCGGCGGGUAGCUACAUGGUGCUCGCCAGUUGCCGGGCUUACGGGCAGGUGCUGCAGGCUAAUCAGACCCUGGUCGUGGCGACCAGUGCGCUGCCUCAGUUUCACGUUCAAUUGGUGAGUCGCCCGCAAGAGCACCUCAUUUUGGCACGAGUGGUGCGCACUGGUCGUUGUGGGAAUGCAAUCAGAGUGGCUGGUCGCACAUCCUGGCAAGUUGUACAAUGUACGGAUCCCGCCUGUGCUCGCGUGGCGCAUAGCCCACCGGUGAUCACAGCCCUGGCCGCAGAUGAGCUCGCCAUUGACACAGAGGAGUUACUUAUUGGGACGUUUCAAAUUCUGGCCCAACUGGAAGAAACCGCCUAUGGCGAAACCACCACAGCUACUGCCACAUUUGUAAAGAAGGCACCUGCACCCCCUGUCUGCCCAGAAGUUCACCUGCAAGCCCCGCUUGAUGGUACCUUGACAAGUUCCCUAUGCUUGAGUCGCAAUACCACUGCGAAUUGGUUUUGCCAAGACGCUGCUGGGCGGCCAUGCAUAGAUCAGCAGAACAAUCAGAUUCUUACCAAAGGCACAAGUAGUUUUGCCCUGACCAAACUAGGAACCGCCGGAAGCUACACGUUUUUGGUUCGGGCGGGUGCCGCCGAGGCUAGUUGCGCAUGCCAUGUAGAAGUUGGGCCAGCCUAUACAGAGCCACAACUCCAAUGGCAGUUGCCGUCGGUCCUUUGUGUGACUGGCGGUACCAUCUGGGUUCAGGCCCGGGGCUUGAGUGGGGAACUAUGGGCAACGUGCGAAGAUGAAGACGGCUUGGGCUGUAGCGUCGACCCUCAACUCGCUGGUAUCACGGCCCAAGAUCAGACAGCGUGGUUGCUUGCUGUGCAUGGUAUCAAUGCAUCCGCGGCACGCUUGAGCAUCACGCUGAGCUUUCAGAACGCUCUUCACGAGACGCAAAGCUUACAAUUUCAAGUGCCAGUGCGUACGCCAUGGUCUGCUCUGUCCUUGACUCCGAUGGGCACAGCAGCCAGUGGCGUUGUCAAUGAGUAUGACGAAUUUUGCACACGCUUGAGUGGAGUCGGUGAGGCCAAUAGCUUUGUCGUCGCCUGGUAUCUUAAUGGCAAUGUUUUGGUGGCCAUUCGAGACACAGCCGCAGAUCUCUGUUUGUUGGCGCCGCCCGCACUGACUUCCGUGAGCGCGAGGCUCACAGACACGGUGUCUGGUGCCACCGCGGAGGUGAAACUCUCUCUGCAAACUCGACCUUUGAGCGUGGCCAAGCGAGCAGCUUUUGCUCGAGCCUUGCAAGACAAUGCCACUGCAGCGCUAGCUGCCCAGGACUCUGCAAUGGUGCGCCAGGCCAUGACAGCCUUGGUACUUGAGGCAGACGAUGAGACGGAUGCUGCCAAGACAACAGCCUUGGAAGCGGUUCUCUUGCCGUUUUUGGACUUUGUUCGCCGCGGAUGGCGUAGCGAUUGGAUUGAUCUGGCCCGCUUAACCGUGCUACGGGCGCUCGAUCGCGGCGUUGUUUCCAAACGCGACAUCGGCUCGUUAUUAAGUGGCGUGCUGGAGCCAGUGCGCACCACCCGUUCGGUCAUGACCUCAUAUGCACCUUUGAGUACAUUGGCUGCAGCAGCGUUGCUCGAGGCCUUGGUCCCCCUCUAUGAGGACGGUCAAGAUGAUGGUAUCCUUCCCAUGCUUCACUUCUAUGGCCCCACAUCGGAGCUGAGCACCGUUGCCGGCCCUGAGCUGAUCCUUGAGCUUGUUCCAGUCCCGAGCACUUUGCCUUGGACGGUGCCUCUGCCAUCGAACACCACUGAUGCACCCUGGUCCACCGCGAUUAACGUCACCAUCAAUGCUACAUCGCCAAGUGUUGUUUGCGACGGGUCCUCAUGCAAUGUGCAGCGCUUGGCGUUGAGCCGGUCAACGUCCGCGUCGUUUGCGCCUGCCGGAUAUGUUCUGAUGACCCACGCCGUUGGCCUAUCGUGUGAGGCAGAUGUUGCAGCAAUGGUUGACUUUAACGCUUGGGGCAUGCCUGGUGAUCAAGUUUGCGCGUCACAGAGUGGCGCUUUGAGUGCACCAAGCGGUAUCAAUGCGGCGCAAUGCCGCCUUGUAUGUCAGGCGGGCGAUUUUGUGCGCGUUGCGUUGGCCGUGCCCAUGGUCGCGACCACAGCUGCAUCGACUAGCACGGUGGGAGGUUCUACAGGUGAGGCAUCGUCAUCAAGUACAUUGACACCAACAUCAUCAACCGAGUCCACGUCAACACAACUCCCAAGCAGCGUUACGGCGACCAGCACUGCUGCAGGAUCUCCAAGCACAACCUCAGCUCAAGAAGCAGCUUCCUUCAGAAAUCCUGAACUGGCCAGCUCGAGGAGCCUCGGUGCCAAUCACGAGGGCGUGCGCAUUCUCAUUGGCGUGGGCGUUUGCUUGGCCGUUGUUGGUCUCCUUGUUCUACUGAUUCGCAAUCGCGGGAAGCCAUUAGCACCAGAGGGCACAAAUUUCAGCAUCGAACUCGUUGACGGCGGCAAGCCUCGUCAGCUAGGCUCGCUCUUUCUUCCUGAGGGCAGCACCAUGUUUGAUGCGCGUCGCAAUCUCUUGUCAUUCCUUCUCCAAACCACGCAAGAAAUCCCGCUCUUUGUUUUCUUGACAGCCGACGGAAAUAUGCUGCAAACCUCUGACGAAGGCUCCCUCCUAGCACAGGACCUUUAUCCAACCGGUCCUAUGUACAUCCAGCAAGUGGGUGCCUCUAACCAAAAUAGUAGUAGUAUUGCAUCCCCCCCUCCCCUAGCUCAUAAUAUGAGCCUGUAUGAUUCGAGCUCAGAGGAGUCUGGAUCCGACGAUGAGGGCCCUGGUCGCUGGUCGCAAGCGGUGCCCCGCCAACUGGCAACGUCGACAGCAUGAGUCGUCGCGUCUCGUCUUUUUGGAUGUGUGCGUAUUUUUUAUCGUUUGAUUUGUGGCUUUGAGACACCAAACUAAUUGCCUGUUCUUGAAUCUUUAAUUUCUGACCCUUCUCCGUUUGGAUGUAAAGCCAGCUCGUAAUAAUUGACUCAAGCAAUCGA